Molecule: messenger RNA, 390 nt
Organism: Colletotrichum fioriniae
Lineage: Eukaryota; Fungi; Ascomycota; Sordariomycetes; Glomerellales; Glomerellaceae
Source: RefSeq, a predicted model, not a curated record
AUGGGGCUCCGCGAUUUCUUUGACGGUCGAUUCUUCGAUACCAGAUACAAGACCAAAAUUCACAUUGCACAGGUCGCCCUGAUGGUACUGGCCAUCAUCCUCACCAUCUGGCGCAUGGCUAUGCCGGUUCCCUACACUCGCGGCAACAUCAUGGCCCUUACAAUGGGCUUCAAGUCUCUCAUCAUUAUCGGCUACCAACUUCUGACGACUCACAAGGAGCGUUUCAAGAAGUGGGCUUCACUCAAAGCCAACGCUAUCCUCAAUACCAUGGAGAUUGUGUUUUGGUUCGUCGCCUUUGGUCUUUUGUGCCAGGCGAACGGAAGAUUCUGCACGGGUGGUAGCUGUGCUAUCAGCUGGAUCGUGACUCUCAUCGUCAUGGUCUUGAUGUAG